AUGCGCGAGUUCAUGGACUAUGUCCACAGCGCAUUCUACGAGGCGACAGGCUGGCGUCGCGACAACUCGUACGCCGCGCUGAAUGCCACAUCCGACGCUCUGCUAGACUUCCAGACCCCUCGAGGUCUGCGGCUGACACUCUCCUCCCUUGCGAGCGCCAACUUUGCGACCUCGUACCAGCUCGGCUCGGUCGGCGUCGUCGACGGGUCCAUAUCCUACCUCUUCUCGUCGGUUCCGCUACGAGUCCACAUCACGCCGCAGUCGGAAAACGUCUCGCUCCCAGAACUACUGCGCUCGUACCGCCCGCUCACCCCGCUCUCGCCACGGGACGAAGAGUCCCUCCGGACGCUGCCGGACGCGGCCAGACCCGAGUCCUCCCUCCUCUACGGCAGACUGUACCUCCCGCAGUCGCAGCUCGAGGCCCUCGUGGUCAGGAGGCUCUCGCCCGCGCUGCAGCUCCAGCUCAGCGCCGUGUCGGCAAAGCACCUCCGAGACGGGGGCACCGUCCUCGGCCUCGCGCAGUAUGACGUUGGCAGAUACGCCUUUGAGGGCCUGGCCUCGUCGGACGGGGGACUCCUCGGCCUGCGGGGCAUCUACAACUUUGGCGGCGACGCGCACCCGUCGUCCGCGGCCGAGGGCGCCAACCACGGUGAGAAGGAGCGCAUAUACGGGCGCUUCAGCACCGGCGGCGAGAUAUACUACGGCACUUUGAACAAGUCGGGCGGCGUCAGCUUCGGGACUCGCUUCGCCACCCUGCCCGCGCACAACGGCACCCCGCUCUCGGCUACCCUGACCAUCAACCCGCUCAUGGGAAACAUUGCCGCGAGCUAUGCGGUCGUCGCCGGCAAGCACUGCAGCCUGGCGACGCGCAUGGAGUUCAACGUCUUUAGCUACGAGAGCGCGCGAAGCUGGAGUGGCGGCUGGGGGAGGACGGGGCCAUGCAUCUACAACUUUGGCGGCGACGAGCACCCGUCGUCCGCGGCCGAGGGCGCCAACCACGGUGAGAAGGAGCGCAUAUACGGGCGCUUCAGCACCGGCGGCGAGAUAUACUACGGCACUUUGAACAAGUCGGGCGGCGUCAGCUUCGGGACUCGCUUCGCCACCCUGCCCGCGCACAACGGCACCCCGCUCUCGGCUACCCUGACCAUCAACCCGCUCAUGGGAAACAUUGCCGCGAGCUAUGCGGUCGUCGCCGGCAAGCACUGCAGCCUGGCGACGCGCAUGGAGUUCAACGUCUUUAGCUACGAGAGCGCGUGGGCUGUAGGCAUGGAGCUCUGGAGGAAGCCCCUGCGGCGCCUGGGUGUCGAGGGUGACGGGCCCUGGGAGAAGUAUAAGGAGAGGAGUUUCCAGGCGAAGCUGGAGUGGCGGCUGGACGAGCCUGGACCUAUUCCGCCGCGGCCGCCGCCACCACCACCACCUUCAGAACCGGGCAAGAUAUCGACGGUUCACAAGGGGAAAACGGGCGAGGAGUAUGCGGGUGUUUUGAAGGCGAGACUGGACCAGAACUGGAGGAUUGGCAUCUUGUGGGAGGGCAGGGUGAAGAGCCUGCUGUUUAGUUUGGGGAGUGGCAUUGACCUUAGGAAGCUAGAUAAGCCGUUCAGGACGUUGGGGUUGGAGAUUCAGUUCUCUUCGUGA
Messenger RNA from Metarhizium acridum CQMa 102, 1635 nucleotides. The record is from RefSeq and is a predicted model, not a curated record. Lineage: Eukaryota; Fungi; Ascomycota; Sordariomycetes; Hypocreales; Clavicipitaceae.